This is a messenger RNA of Pogonomyrmex barbatus (red harvester ant), 585 nucleotides long. RefSeq lists its product as uncharacterized. The record is from RefSeq and is a predicted model, not a curated record. Lineage: Eukaryota; Metazoa; Arthropoda; Insecta; Hymenoptera; Formicidae.
AAACAUAUAAGAAUUAAAUGUCCAGCAAAUACUGGAUCUCAAUUUUUCAACUAUAAACAGUAUUUUAGUAUAGUGCUAAUGGCAACUUGUGAUGCAAAUUACUGCUUUACAUCAAUCCAUAUUGGAGAUUAUGAUGAGUUGAUUUGGGAUGAGAUAUUCCCUUUACGUCACAAUUUGAUGCGCCCAUACUCUAAACGAAAUCCAUUGACUGAGACCCAGCGUAUUUUUAAUUACAGACAUUCUCGAGCUCGACGAGUAAUAGAAAAUGCUUUUGGAAUUUUAUCAACAAGGAGAAUGGAGGAGAGAUGCUGCAGCACCUAAUAUUCAAAACUUGCACAGAAUAGAUGCAAAUCGUGCAGCUGUUGCAGCUGUUAAUUUAAGAAAUACACUUGCUGAUUAUCUUAUCAACCACGAAGAAGGUCAAGUUCCUUGGCAAAGAAUGAUUGUUUUCCGUGGCUAUAAUAUUAAUGUUCCUUAAACAUGUACAUAUUUCAGUGUAACAUAUAAUGUAGUUCUAAGCAUGCAGUUUUAAUUACUAUAAUAAUAACAUAUUUGGCUCAUGUAUAAUAAACCUCAACUCAUAAA